AUGGAGGUCGGCACCAGAAGGGAACAACCGCUGGGGCGGCGGUGGCGCGAGAUAGCGGGAAACAACGACUUCCACUGGCAGAAGGUAGCGAUGGCAGUUGGAGUAGCACCGGCGACGAGCGUCGCACGCCAGAAGAUGACGACGACGACAUACGAGGAAGAUGAAAGGGCGGCGGCGACGUUUUGGCACCGGAGGCAGGAAGAUCUCAGACAUUGGCGACUCAGUAAAAGAAGAUAUACACAGAAGACUGAGAUGGAUGAAGAAGUGUUGGAUAAAGCUGUAUAUUUGUAUCUAAAGAAAAAGGGAUUCACCCAAACUGAACAGAUUUUUCAACAAGAACAACAAAACAAGAACAACAAGAACUCCACCUCAUCUAUUUCUGCUACCGAUGUUUCCCUUUCAGAUCCAGAUCUUGCUAAACAAAUCCUCGCGUUUUCCCAGUCAGAAAGUAUUCCAACACUGUAUCAUGAUGGAUACAGCAAGUUGAGGUCAUGGACUUAUAGCUCACUAGAUUUAUACAAGCAUGAAUUGCUUCGUGUUCUCUACCCAGUAUUUAUCCACUGUUUCAUGGAUCUCAUAGCAAAAGGCCAUCUUCAAGAAGCUCGAGCAUUCUUCAAUACUUUUCGUGAAGAUCAUGAGAUGAUGCAUUCACGAGACCUCACGAAAUUAGAAGGUGUUCUUUCCCCAUCUCAUUUAGAGGAAAUGGAGUUUGCUCACACUCUAAGGCAGAGCAAAGUGAAUAUAAAGAUAUGUCAGUAUUCUUAUGAUCUUCUUCUUCAAUAUCUACACAAGACACAAUCCAUUACAAUGCUUGGUAUUAUCAAUGAGCAUAUUGACUUCCAAGUUUCUCCUGGACAACCUAGCUCUAUAUCUGAUGAUGCUGAAGCCUUUUCACUUGUUGGAAGUGGACAAGAUGCUGCUAAUUUAAUAAAUCAAAAAGAAAUACAUUGGGGGUUGCUUGAAGAUUGUUUAGAAGAUCGGCUUGAUAAAGCAGGUGGAUUGCUCUCAGAUUCAGAAAAGACAGAAGGAGAAGGCAAAGAAGGAGAGUUAGAUGAAAAUAAGAAAAAAUCAACAGAGGGUGGAAAGCAAGGUGGGCCCCUCAAGAAGCUAAAGAAGGAUAAAGUUGUUGGUGGGGCAGGGAAAGCUGCCCGAGGGGAAGGUGAAAAGUCAACUGCUGCCCCACGGGUCAAACCUGAGCUUACUUUGCCAACAAUAUCAACAGAUGUAGAACAUUCUAUUCUUGAAGACCUUAGAAACCGUGUACAAUUAAACAAUUCCACACUUCCUUCAGUUAGUUUCUACACAUUCAUUAAUACACACAACGGAUUAAAUUGCUCAUCAAUAUCCCACGAUGGAUCAUUAGUAGCUGGAGGUUUCUCAGAUUCAUCACUCAAGGUCUGGGACAUGGCAAAACUUGGGCGUAUGGGGAGUUCUGUUUUGCAGGGUGAAAAUGAUGAAAACACACAUGGAUCAAAUAGUGGAAAAAGGUCUUACACUUUGUAUCAGGGGCAUUCUGGUCCAGUUUAUUCAGCUUCAUUUAGUCCUUUUGGGGAUUUUCUCUUAUCAUCAUCAUCAGAUUCAACAAUUCGAUUAUGGAGCACAAAGUUGAAUGCAAAUGUCGUCUGCUACAAAGGUCAUAAUUACCCUGUAUGGGAUGUUCAGUUUAGUCCACUUGGACAUUAUUUUGCAAGUGCAUCUCAUGAUAGAACAGCUAGGAUUUGGUCAAUGGAUAGAAUCCAGCCUCUAAGAAUACUUGCAGGACACUUAUCCGAUGUUGAUUGUGUACAAUGGCAUAUGAACUGCAAUUACGUGGCAACUGGAUCAAGUGACAAAACUGUUCGUUUAUGGGAUGUACAAACUGGUGAAUGCAUACGAAUUUUCAUUGGUCAUAGGAGUAUGAUUUUAUCAUUAGCCAUGUCACCCGAUGGUAGAUACAUGGCAUCUGGUGAUGAAGAUGGAACUAUCAUGAUGUGGGAUGUUUCCAAUGGUCGAUGUGUCACUCCUCUUGUGGGCCAUACUUCAUGUGUCUGGUCUCUUGCUUUUAGUUGCGAGGGGUCGCUUCUUGCGUCUGGUUCGGCUGAUUCGACUGUAAAGUUGUGGGACGUUAACACAAGUGUGAAAACGCCAAAAACCGAAGACAGUAAAAGUGGAAAUACAAAUAGGCUGAGAUCACUCAAGACUCUACCUACCAAAUCCACCCCGGUUUAUGCUUUACGGUUUUCGCGAAGGAAUCUUCUUUUUGCUGCUGGGGCUCUUUCAACAAAUGUGUAAAAUUGGAGGGGGUGGGGUGUGUUUUUAUUUGUUGCUUUUAUGUAGUGUUGACUUAUUUUUAUCUUGUAGUUUAGUUAACAUUUGUUAGUUGAAUCAAUUUGAAUAUGUAGCGAGUAAAAUGCAGUUAAUUUUGUUUUUGUUUUUAAUUACUCUAUU
Messenger RNA from Lactuca virosa, 2427 nucleotides. NCBI's taxonomy places the organism in Eukaryota, Viridiplantae, Streptophyta, Magnoliopsida, Asterales, Asteraceae. The record is from the annotation of a GenBank genome assembly.